Messenger RNA from Vitis vinifera (wine grape), 2402 nucleotides. RefSeq lists its product as uncharacterized. The transcript has 13 exons. NCBI's taxonomy places the organism in Eukaryota, Viridiplantae, Streptophyta, Magnoliopsida, Vitales, Vitaceae. The record is from RefSeq and is a predicted model, not a curated record. Bases 631 to 2298 code for a protein of 555 amino acids.
UGUCACUAAAUUCAAGACGUCUGGGACUGCUUUUAUCCAAUUUCUUAAGGGAUCUUUUUUAAUUCCCUAGAUUUCAUGAAACCCAUUUGUUAAUUUGGUGUAUUUGCCUUUGGGUGCUUUCUCAUUAGGCCUCAGAAUCUGGUGUUCACAGCUAUGGUGUCGGUGAAAUCGGAGGUUCAUGGGACUUUGAUUUACCCAAUAUUUUGUUAUUUUGAGGGCUUUUUGAAAAUAUCCCAAAUUUCAUAAAACCCACUAGUUUGAUUUCGGAUUUAUAUAUUGGGGUGGCGUUGAAAUGACCUCAGGUGGGCCAUUCCAAAACGAAUAAGAGCAAUUGGAUAAAGAUAGCUUGCUUCAUCUGGAUCAGAGUCAAUCGGAGUCAUUGCCCCAUUCCCACAACGUCUCUUUUCCCAUACGAGACUGGGAAUGGGGCACAUGUAGACUUCCCCUUUUUCCUUCUUUAAAUAUGGGUUUCUUAUGCUUCUGAAGAAUGAUCUGUUCCUGGAUUUUGUAAAUCUGGGUCUCUCCUCGAUUGUUGGGCUUCUAGUGUAUCUUAUUAGUAUUGAAAUUGCAUUCUUGUCCUUUGUGCUGUAACAAUAUUCUUGUUGCAUUCUUCCAGGACUAGAAGAAGCAAUGGACAAUUCAUGUAUCAAUGGGGAAAUAUUUGAGAUCCCUUCAACAGUGGGGCAUAUAUCAAGCAAUUCUUACCUCUUUGAAAGACACAGAUAUCAAAGAAAGGAUGUGGCUUCCUGUCCUGCCAUGAGGAUCACAGGUCUUCAAGCUGAACAUCCUAGAUUUUAUUUGUCAAUGGAUGACAUUUUUGCCCAUUUUUUGACCUUGACUUCAUAUAUAAGACAUCGAUUUAUUAGGUUCAUUGAAAAUCUUGUAACAAGAGAUGUCAAUAAAUACUCUGAGGAUCCAGUGAUGAUUUCUUGUGGACAACACUCAAGUCGUUUUAGCUGCAAUGAAGUCUGUGAAAGAAGAGCCUUUGACCUGAAGGAAGAAUCUCAUGUAAAUAUAAGAUCCCAAAUUGCAGGAAGCAAUUACAGUUAUCAGAGCACCUCCUUUCUUUUUCAAGGGUCUGGCUGCAUGUCUACAUGUGGAGAGGCACAUAGACCCAUAGGGCAUGAAUUGGGGUUGCUGCUCCCAUUCUUUGGUAUGAGACUUGCCUGGAGGUUGGCAUGGGCCUCUUCGAGAUAUUCUUUCUGUUUUGUGAGAUGCAUGCAAAUUCGAGUUCGUAGCAUUAUAUCUCGAGUACAGACAACUCUGCAUGGUUCUUCUGAUGAUAUUGGAUGGUUGCAGUGCACUCCUGGGGUGGCUCCUGUGGAGGAUGGUACAGCAAGAUUCCUGGAACUACUUCGAGAGAUAAGGAAUGGAAAGCACACGCUCCCAAACUCAUAUGUCUAUCUACUAAUUCCAGGCCUUUUUGGCAAUCAUGGUCCAUUGUAUUUUGUGAACACUAAGAAGUUCUUUUCAAAGAUGGGUCUAGCUUGCCAUAUUGCCAAAAUUCACAGUGAGGCAUCUGUAGAGCAUAAUGCUUGGGAACUGAAGCAAUACAUUGAAGAACUUUACUGGGGAUCUGGAAAGUGUGUGAUCUUGCUUGGGCACAGCAAGGGUGGGGUUGAUGCAGCAGCUGCAUUAUCUAUGUACUGGUCUGACUUAAAGGACAAAGUUGCUGGAUUAGCUUUGGUGCAGAGCCCAUACGGUGGAACCCCCUUAGCUUCUGAUAUUCUUCGUGAAGGCCAGAUUGCUGACAGGGAAACCCGGAGGAUCUUGGAGUUUUUGAUAUGCAAGUUAAUUAAGGGUGACAUUCAGGCAUUGGAGGACCUCACAUACGAGAAGAGGAGGGAGUUCAUAAUGAAUCACAAGCUCCCUGAAUGCAUCCCUCUUAUCUCCUUUCACUCUGAAGCAAGUGUGGCUCCAAGCGUCCUUGCCACAAUGUCCCACGUAGCUCAUGCAGAACUUCCCUUGCUCCCCCUUCCCAGAUUUGGUAGCAAAGAGUCUGAUGUUCAAGGAUGCAAGGUGCCUGUAGUAAUUCCUAUAUCCGCUGUCCUGUCUCUUUGUGCACUUCACCUUCAACUCAGGUAUGGGGAGAAGAGUGAUGGGUUAGUGACAUGUCGUGAUGCUGAAGUUCCAGGCUCAGUUGUUGUCAAACCAGAUCUGAAGCUCGACCAUGCCUGGAUGGUUUACUUUUCAGGGAAGAAGGAUCUUAGUGAGCCUGAUGCUUGUGAAAUGAGCGAGGCUCUUUUGACUCUGCUUGUGGAGCUGGGGAAGACAAAGAAAGAACAGAGGAGAGAAUGAGGAAGUAGUAAUUCACACACUUCAAAAAGACUUUUUGGUUUGAAUAGAAAAAGUCAAAAUACUUUGUUUUUUCUAUUCAAUUAAAAGUAACUUAUUAACAUUCA